Molecule: messenger RNA, 6628 nt
Organism: Uranotaenia lowii
Lineage: Eukaryota; Metazoa; Arthropoda; Insecta; Diptera; Culicidae
Gene: Mef2
Product: myocyte-specific enhancer factor 2
Exons: 11
Coding region: 2882-4522 (546 amino acids)
Biological process (GO): cell differentiation; positive regulation of transcription by RNA polymerase II
Molecular function (GO): RNA polymerase II cis-regulatory region sequence-specific DNA binding; histone deacetylase binding; protein dimerization activity
Source: RefSeq, a predicted model, not a curated record
AUGUGCUCAGUCACUCAUCGCUCCCCGAAAGCAUGCAAAUUUGCAUAAAACUGAAACAUAAACGUCAUCAAAUCACUCGCUCGGGUCGCGUAUUCGUAUAUCAUUUGUGGUGUGCUGUGAAGUGAACUGAACUUGCUCGAUUGGAACUUGGUGGAAGUGCUGGUAUUUUGCGUAUUACAUUUGUACGUACGGGAUCGAAACAAAACCACCACGUUUGAAAACUCGCGGGGAACGAAAAUCAAAAGUUAGCUUCUUGUGUUGGUUGAUAGUGGUGGUUUCGCGGCGGCUGAAAUCGCAGGAUUUUUUCGCAUUCUCUCGCCAAUAUCUGACACGGAACGCGGUUCGCAAAAGUUGGCUCCCAACCCAACAACAAUCGUCUUCGUCGUCGUCUGGUCCGAGAGUGUGCGGCGGUAAGUGGAAAAAGUUUUUGUGAUUAAAAAAUCAACAGCAGCAAUAGCGAGUAGGAGUUCGACGGAAAUAUCGGAACGUCAGAUUGUGGGAAACCCGAAAAUUCCACCACAAACGGAUCGGAUUUGUUCCGUGAAAUUCUACAGUGCCCAGGUUCUCUCUGUUUUUGCUGGCGAGGAUCAAUUGCUGCGUGUGUUGUCAAGUGAACCUUUCUCUGAGCGGAUUGGUGUAGGUUUGUCCGUCUAGUCAAGUGGGUUGGCCAGUUUCGGUCCACAGAACUCGAUCGUCAUCAUCCGGUGCCCGGGAGUCCUAGAGUUGGUUCAUCGAGAACAUUCGGAUUCCGAUUCCCGAAACUUGUCUUGGUCUCGGGCGACGUCACUGGCUUAGCAGAACAAGUGUGGGGGUGCCCACACGUGAACACAUUCGGUCAUUUUAUUGGACGAAACGCAUCGUCAUAAGGAAGCGGCCAGCGGGAGGUCUCAAGAGAAUCUGCUUUUGGACCCAGAUCUCCACUGGAAUAAACCAGCUGCGUGUCGCGAUCGACAGAGGAAAAAAAACCGAAGAAGCGAAGCGUGGAGAAGAAGAAUAACAUCAACAGACAGAGGCAAAAAAACCAAUAAGAUUGUUGUCUCGCGUAUCAUUCAAGGAAGUAGUUGUCCGGACACUCGAAUUACGCGAGAAAGGAACAGCACCCGAAAAAGAAGUGUGUUUGUAAGCUGAGGUCCGUUUCAUCGCGCUUAAAUUGGGGACCGAGACUUGCGAGAGGUCUCCAAAAAACUGAACUGAAAGGAGAAAAACGACAGUGAUGUCUACUAGCGGGUAUCAUUAUUGUUAUUACUAUUAUUACUAGCGCACAAGCUGUUGUAGUUGUUUUUAUUGAUUGUGCGAAAAGUAAGCAAGCAAAACGAAGCACAGAAGGAAAAAAAAUUAGCGAAAACGCGAGCAAAAAUUGAUAGCAGAAUCAGUAGAGUGUAAAAGUGAUAAUAUUCAACGGGCCACGCCGAACAGCAGAAAAUCGAGACAACAGUCAUCUAAACCAGACCAACAGCCAGCAGCUCGUAGGAAAGACUUUUGCGAAGAGAAAAGACUAACCAGUUCUCCUGUGUUAAUAGCAAGCAGUAGUACACACGAUCCGGGUGUCACCCGUGUUAUAGGCGCGACCUCGCGUUCAAGAAAUCUGUUCAUCACCAUCCAGGCAUCAACUCAAGCCUGGGUCUCGGCGAUCAACAUCAAGGAAUGAUCCUCGCGCGUUUCUGAAGAAGAAAAGUGCAACAACACACUCUGAAUAGUAGGUUUCUCAGCUUAAGAGUAAAUACCCUAAAGGGGGUAUCCAACAUAACACAGAAUCAGAACCAGAAAACGACAACUCGACACAAGACGUGCGGGCAAAGAAGAAAUCAGAAGAAAUCUCGUGCUAAAUGAGUGUGUGUGCGUACGUUUGUGUGUGACUAGUAGUUGGUUCUGUUGAUCCCCCCGAAGUAGGUAUGCAAGAAUCGGAAUCGGCUCCUUCCACCAUGCCACCGCGAUAAUAAUGUGUUAAAAAGUUGUUUUGCCUGCCUGCUACUUCACUCGGCGUUUUUCGGUGGGCGGUGGUAGUGUUUGUCUUCUUGUCACUAUACUGAUAACACUGAUGAUGAUGACGAAGAGAAGAAUGACGGUACUAUACUAAUGAUGAUAUAAGAAGAUUGGUUUCGCUAUACCAACGUGCUUCUAAAUUGAAUACAUGCGUCGUCGAACGUCGUACUCAGCAACAUUGCGGGAGAGCUAAGAAACGUCGACGUGAUCCUCUAAGAUACUAAGACUAGAGCCUGCUGAAAGCUCAUCGGAACAUCAGGCAGCAAGGAAGAACGUGACCAACGGAAUUCCGGUUGUUUUGAAUUGAAAUUUUCUGGUCCAAAGCAUCAAAGCAAAGAAAAAAACAACAAGGGGGGUAGUGCAGUGUUUUUCACCCUCUGGAGCCACCAAAUGCCGGAGCCCAUUUGUUAUUCCAGUGUUUGAAUGUUCGUGGCUUCGUUUGCUUUUCGCAAAUACCCGACCGAGGUACGAAUGUUUCCGGGAAUGCUGGAAUUAGAGCCGGAGCAUUGAAAAAGGAAAAGAAAAAAGUGCUGUGAUCAAGUGUGGGUUGGUUGGGAAAAGUAAAGUGAGUGAUAUUUGCUAAUUUAUUUUCUUUGGUUAAGAUCGAGCGGCUGGGAAAUAAAUAAAGCUCAAGAAGGAUCCAUAUCAAGCGAAUUGUGUGGUUGUGGUCGACACAGAAAGGUGGGUGGUGUGGAGGGUGGAUUGAAUUGACCCCUCAAAGUGGCUGGCUGCUGCAAUUCAGGGGCAGUCCAGCAGAACUUGUGCUAAGCUGGAGACCUUAAAUUAGCUGGGAUUAAAUAGUGAAAAAUCAAAGCCGCAGGCAAAGCAACAUCCAAAACAACGACGUCGACAAAAACGGAAACCAAUAGGAGCAGGCAGUGGCAUUCGAGUAGCCAGGAUGGGCAGGAAAAAGAUUCAGAUCUCACGGAUAACGGACGAACGGAACCGACAGGUGACGUUCAACAAGCGGAAGUUCGGCGUGAUGAAGAAAGCGUACGAGCUGUCGGUGCUGUGUGACUGCGAAAUCGCCUUAAUAAUCUUCAGCAGUAGCAACAAACUGUAUCAGUAUGCGAGCACAGACAUGGACAAGGUGCUGCUAAAAUACACGGAAUAUAACGAACCGCACGAGUCCCUUACCAAUAAAAAUAUCAUCGAGUUGCAGGUAAACGCACAGAAGGAGAACAAGAACGGCACGAUGAGUCCGGACUCGCCGGAACCGGAAGAGAGCUACACCCUGACGCCGAGGACCGAGGCCAAGUACAACAAGAUCGACGAGGACUUUCAGAUAAUGAUGCAGCGGAAUCAGCAGCUUUCGUCCGGGGGCCGGGUCAAUAUGGCCGGCAAUAGCUACUCGCUGCCGGUUUCGGUGCCGGUCAUCGGAACCUACAAUGACAGCGGCAUGAUGCAGAACAGCCCCCAGAUGGCACACAAUAGUAUUAGCCCGCGACCUUCCAGCUCCGAGACGGAUUCCGUGUACCCUGCCGGUGGAAUGCUCGAAAUGUCCAACGGUUACCCCCACUCGACGUCACCCCUAGGAGGAUCGCCCAGUCCCGGACCUAGCCCAGGUAUAGGCAGUCACAACCACAAUCACCACCAUCAUCACCAUAACAAGAUGCAACACCCAUCGUUAAAACAGAGCUCACCGGGAAGUUCCAGCGCACGGUCAUCGAACCUGAGGGUAGUGAUACCGACGCCAAUGAAUCCGACCCUCAACACUGAUGACAUUUCCUACGUCGAGCACUCCCGGCAGCAGGGCAACCUCAACACCCCAGUCGUGGCACUGCAGACACCUAUCGGCCUGUCCAACUACACGACAACGCUCGGUUCCUUCGGGGCUCAGGACUUUUCGCUCAACUCGGAUCUGAGUAUGAUCGCGUCGUGGGGCGCCGCGGCGGCCAACAACGCCCAGGCGGCCCAGAGCGCGAUGAACUCCCUCGGACAGCACUCGAGAAUCCUUUUCAGCAGCGGUUUGCCCCAUUUGGCGGUCUCGAACAGCACACCUCCGCCCUCGACGUCGCCCCUCUCGGUCAAGAUCAAGGCGGAACCGAUUUCACCCCCCCGGGAACAUCACUCAUCAUCCUCGUCCCACCAUCAUCACCAUCAUCAUCACAGCAGUAGUUUAAGUGCGGGUGGUGGUGGCGGCGGCGGCGGAGGCGGAGGAGGUGGCGGUGGGGGAAAUGGUGGUGCCAACAAUGGCGCCGGUCAGAACGGAAACGGAAACCAGCUGGGAUCGCUCGGGUCGAUGGGAGGAGGAGGAGGAGGGCACAGCAGUAAUUCGUCGGUGACGCUCGGGAGCAGCUUGAACCACUCGCAUCUGAUACAUUCGAGGCCUUCGUCGACGGGACACCUGACGCCGACACCGGGUUCCCCUCUCUUUCUAGGCUCGGUCACACCCACCAAUGCACCUUCGCCGGUGGACAUCCGGCACAUAAGCGUGAGCGGCGGCGGCGGCGGUGGCCAUCUACCCGACUACGAUUCUCCGGUAUCCGCCUCGACCGCCCCCAAACGGCCCCGAAUAUCCGAGGGAUGGGCCACAUAGCCCUCGAAGGGGUCGGGCAGCUCUUCCGUGGGCGGGAUGGUGGGCGUCAGCGUGAAUGGUCAGUCUUUCGGCUUGGACGACAACUCGAACCAGAUACAGUCGGCGGCGGCGGCCUUCGGUGAGAACGAUUUCGUGCGGAAGUUGCAACAACAGCAGCAGCAACAACAACGGGGGACAUCCUCACAACAUCUCCAUCCAUUCUAUCACAGUGCCAGUGUGAAUAGUAAUAGCAACAGUAAUCACAGCAGUAUCGGAGGAUAUCCCAGCCAGUGCACUUCCCCCUACAAUGGUAACGGACAUCACCAGUCGCCGUCGCCGGUGGCCGUCUCCGGAAUGAUUGGCGGGGGCCAUUUGCUGAAUCAACAGCAGCAGCAACAGCAACAUUACUAAGCUGAGAAGACGGAAGAGAACUAUGUGUUUGACAGGAAGUGUGCUAUACAGUAAAUUUGAAGAAGGAAGGGAGAGCAGAAUUGUGAUUUAUCAGUCACCUGAAUCAUCUGAUGAGAUUUCUUACAACAAAACCCAACAAACAAACAGUAACGGAAGCGGUUUGAAUGUUUCGUCGAUCGUGUGUUUGUGGAUUGAUUGGAGGACCUUUGCGGUCCUCCGGAGGAUGACUAUAAGUAGAGUUAUAGAAAAAGCAACUGCUAGUUUCAGUUGCCAGUUUUUUUUCUGGAUGCGUGUGAUUGUGACAAUGACAUCAACUUAAAUUAUUUACGUUUUGUACAUAACUCGGAGGUAUGCGGUAAGAGGUUUAGUAAGGAAGCAAAGUUUCUUUUCAGUUAUAGACUAGGAUUUAGUUGACCUAAAGAUUAAUAUAAACAAGAAAAAAGAAAUAUGGUUUUCUCUUUAAAUAAGUGCAAUAAUAUCUAGUUUUCGGAACGAUAUGGUUGAAAAAAACCAACAAACUCAAACAAGAAAACAAAAUCAGAGUCAAUUCUUCGACACAGAUGAAAAAUGAUCGUUUAAAAUUGUGUUACAGAACAGAAAUUAUCCAAAACUUGUAGUCAAAGCAAAGUGCAAGUGAAAAAAAAAACAAUAACAAAGGUGCGUAUCAUUAGCUACUAAAUGCGUAGACGGAAGAGUGCAAAUGCAAAGCUAGAAACUCGGGAAGAACCCGAACUACAGCCAUAUAAAAGUGGGAGUUCGGUGUUUCCCGUUUAGGGAAACAAAAAUAAAAAAAAAACAAGUCAGCAGUCAUCUUAAAAAUAUUGAGUUUCUCGUCCAAAAGGAGAGAGCGCCAAAAAAAACGCAAAAUAGAUCUUUUUGUAUUUAUGUGAAUUGACCAGCAACUAAAAGCCAAUCGAUGUUUUUGGAUUCCGGAUCUCCUUUUUGCUAUCUAUGUUAAUUGUGUCUCCGCACCAGAAAAUUUGUCUGAUUGUGUCGGGAAAAAAGGCCGCGUUAAUCGUUGACGAUGUUCAGUGUUGAGAAUGGUGAUGUUGAAUCCCUAAACCAAGAAUUGAUGUUUGAUUGUUGUUGUUUUCCCCAAUAAUGGUGAUCGUUUGAAUGCCGUCUCAAAAGUAUGUUAUUUCGAAGAAAUCAAGCCAGUAUGGUUGAAGUUUAAAAUUUGGUGGAAUUCGGAUCUGUUACGGAUUUUUACUGCAAUCGUUGACAACUGAGAAGGGGAUGAAAAUUUGCUGGUACAAUCACCAAAUUUAUGAUGAAUUUCGAUCAACAGCCAAUUCCAUAUUCUUAAUUUUUAAUCUGAGUUUGGAUUUCAAAUUUUUAGUGUCCAAAUUCUGAGUAUGAAUAGUUAAUGUUGAGCUCUAAAUUUGAAAUUUUGAAUUCUUGAUCUGAAAGGUUAGUUUCGAAUUCUAAGUUCAGAAUUUUCAGACCUCGCAAGUUCUGAAUUUCUGUUCAAAAUUUUGAGUUCUGAAUUCUGAGUUGUGAGCUCUGAGCUGAGAGUUUUGAAUACUGGAUUCUGAAUUCUGAAUCUAAUUUUUUGUCAUGAAUUUUGGAAUUCAAGUUUGAAUUUAGCGUUAUGAAUUUUGAAUUUUAUACUCUUUGUUCUAAACGUUUCUGAACAAAAUUGCCAAAAUUAUGAUGAAUUUCGAUCGACAGUCAAUUCCAUAUCCUUAAUUUCUAAUAUGAGUUUUGAAUCCAAAU